UUUAUAUAAGGAGCGCCCUAAAAAAAGAGGGAAAAGCUAAGGCGGUCGGAGACAUUUCGCUCACGCGUUCUUGAAUAAGAUUAGGGUUUCUGCUUCUUCCGACGUUCUCGUUUCUUUCUUCCCAACGACGACGUCUCCUCCAUCCGUCCCGGGGUUUGAAGUGGUGCUCGUCAGGGUGCAAUCUUCUGGGGUGGGUAGCUGCGUCGAUCUGUUUCGUUCUUGAAGACCUAAGUUGAAAAAGGAUCCGGAUUUGCUUCCCGAAUUAUGCGAUCUUCGUGGGCCGAUGCAGUCGCGAACGCCGAGACCUCGGCAGCCGCGGCCAGCGCCUCUCCGAAUAACGUUGCCCCCGUCGCCGUAGGCCCCUCCCGCGGUGGUCGCGCUGCCUACGUCCCUCCUCAUCUUCGCAACCGUCCGCCGUCCGUUGAGUCUCCGGCGUUGCCCCUUGCCGACGGCCCAUCGGGCGCUAGGCAACCACCUGCAUCUGGUGCCCUGCCUGCCGGUGGAAACCGAUGGGGCGGUGGCCCCAUCCGUGAUGUUGCUCGCCCUGGCUUUGGUGGCGGCAGAGGUGGAGGCGGUGGUUGGCACUCCCGGAGGGAGCAGGAGGCCAACCCUUUUGCGAACGAUGAUGAGACCACCGAGGAGGUAUUCGAUAGCCAGGAGAAUUCUGGUAUCAACUUUGACGCCUACGAGGACAUCCCUGUAGAGACGAGCGGUGACAAUGUGCCUCCACCAGUGAAUACAUUUGCUGAGAUUGAUCUGGGCGAUGCGCUGAAUGAGAACAUCAGACGGUGCAAGUAUGUGAAGCCUACCCCUGUCCAGCGCUACGCAAUCCCGAUUUCACUCAUGGGUCGGGACCUGAUGGCCUGUGCUCAGACAGGUUCGGGAAAGACGGCAGCUUUUUGCUUUCCGAUCAUAAGUGGGAUCAUGAGAGGACCGCCUGCACAGAGGCAAAGAGGAUCGAGGACUGCUUAUCCACAUGCACUAAUUUUAUCACCGACCCGUGAACUGUCCAUUCAAAUACACGAGGAGGCUAGGAAGUUUGCCUAUCAGACUGGUGUCAGGGUCGUCGUUGCCUAUGGUGGGGCUCCAAUCAAUCAGCAGUUGCGAGACUUGGAAAGGGGUGUUGACAUUCUUGUGGCAACUCCUGGUCGUCUAGUGGAUCUGCUUGAGCGAGCUAGAGUUUCAUUGCAACAUAUUGGAUAUUUGGCUCUAGAUGAGGCUGACAGAAUGCUCGAUAUGGGCUUUGAGCCACAAAUUCGAAGAAUUGUCGAACAAAUGGACAUGCCGCCAUGUGGUCAAAGGCAGACUAUGCUGUUCAGUGCCACAUUUCCAAAAGAAAUACAGAGAUUGGCUUCUGAUUUCCUUUACAAUUACAUCUUUCUUGCUGUUGGAAGAGUUGGUUCUAGUACUGAUUUGAUUGUUCAAAGAGUGGAGUUUGUACUUGACUCGGACAAAAGAAGCCACCUUAUGGACCUACUCCAUGCCCAAAGAGACAGUGGUGCCCAUGGAAAACAAGCUCUAACUUUGGUCUUUGUUGAGACAAAAAGAGGAGCUGAUUCAUUGGAACACUGGCUUUGUACUAAUGGGUUUCCUGCAACCACUAUUCAUGGGGACAGGACUCAGCAGGAAAGAGAACAGGCUCUGAGAUCUUUUAAGAGCGGUGCAACUCCAAUUCUUGUUGCAACAGAUGUUGCAGCCCGUGGGUUGGACAUUCCCCACGUGGCACAUGUUAUCAAUUUUGACCUCCCCAAUGACAUUGAUGAUUAUGUGCACCGUAUUGGAAGGACUGGCAGAGCUGGAAAGACUGGUCUGGCCACUGCCUUCUUCAAUGAGAGUAACUCAUCCUUGGCGAGGUCAUUAUCUGAGCUCAUGCAAGAAGCAAACCAGGAGGUGCCACAGUGGCUCUCCCGCUUUGCUGCAACCCGUUCUUAUGGUGGUGGUGGUGGUGGUAGAAACCGGAGAUCUGGUGGAGCCCGCUUUGGUGGUCGUGACUUCAGGAGAGAACCCUCUAGCAAGGGCGGGGGAGGAGAUUAUUAUGGUGGAGGCAGCAGUGGAUAUGGAGGAGGAUCAUAUGGGGCGUCUUCAGGUUACGGGGGUGGAUAUGGCAGUUCAGGGGUGACAAGUGCUUGGGAUUAGUAUGGUCCAUGUUCACCCUUUUUCCAUGAAUACAAUUUUAAUAGGUUUCCAUACUUGUAGGAUUAAUUUAGUAACUAUUCCAUUGGUGUUUUCUGCUCAUUCAAUAUUCUCUCUUCUACUAAUUGGUUCCCCGCUGCAGGAAGGGAUGUGUGGUUGCCGUUUGGAUGUUGAGUUCUAAUUUUGGGUCUCUUUUUUUUAUUUUCUUUUUUUCUUUUUUCCAUCCUCGUUGAAUCAGUGGGAAGGUGUAUCAUGUUUGGGGCUGCUAUUUUCAUCUAAAAAAAACAUGGUGUUUUUGGCUGUUUAAGCAGUGGGGAAUCAAACAAGAGCAAAGAGUUUGGCUUUUCUACA
Molecule: messenger RNA, 2484 nt
Organism: Musa acuminata AAA Group (dessert banana)
Lineage: Eukaryota; Viridiplantae; Streptophyta; Magnoliopsida; Zingiberales; Musaceae
Product: DEAD-box ATP-dependent RNA helicase 37
Exons: 7
Coding region: 265-2136 (623 amino acids)
Cellular component (GO): nucleus
Molecular function (GO): RNA helicase activity; ATP binding; RNA binding
Source: RefSeq, a predicted model, not a curated record